Molecule: messenger RNA, 4176 nt
Organism: Alosa alosa (allis shad)
Lineage: Eukaryota; Metazoa; Chordata; Actinopteri; Clupeiformes; Clupeidae
Gene: snap91a
Product: synaptosome associated protein 91a
Exons: 29
Coding region: 790-3822 (1010 amino acids)
Biological process (GO): clathrin coat assembly; clathrin-dependent endocytosis; synaptic vesicle budding from presynaptic endocytic zone membrane
Cellular component (GO): extrinsic component of presynaptic endocytic zone membrane; clathrin-coated pit; synaptic vesicle
Molecular function (GO): SNARE binding; 1-phosphatidylinositol binding; clathrin heavy chain binding
Source: RefSeq, a predicted model, not a curated record
AGCUCACCAUCUUCCAUCUCCUUACUUCCAGGCGUAGCCUGUCGUUAAGAGUGCAUGGGAAAGGGGUGAUAGGGGGGGAAGUUAUAUUGCUUUUUAUAUAGCCUACUCGGAGAUGAAGAGGAUAGCCCGGAAUUUGACAACUCAGGAAAUUCUGCGCUGAAGACUGGGUUCGUCCUGGAGAUUAAAUCCUUCAACGGGAGGAGAGAAGGGCAUCGACUGGUCCAGCAUCCCACAGCCAGCCGUCAUUUUCCAGGCUGAGGCAGCUAGCAGCCUAUCUUGGCUUGGCUAGAAAUAUUGUGACAGCUUCUCGAAACGACGAUUCUACAUACCAAGCUUUCUAUUCACAGUAACCGAUGAAGCCUAAAAACGAUUUGUAGAGCUCCGUUUUUGAGAACAUUAGACCCACAUCUCUCUAAGAUCCCGUUAAUCGAUCGCAUGUGGACACCGGAUGCAAUUAAAGAGCGGUAGAUCGGUAAAUACUAGCAUUUGAUAUAUUUUGAUACAUAUUGCGGGUUAUUGAAAAGGCUGUCGGUCACGCUCACACUGCCAACUUGGACUGUACAUGGAAGCACGUCGCAGCCUUGCUUGUUUUGCACGUCGAAGCCUUAUCCUGCUCGAGCUGUUCUAGGUUUAGAUACAUAAUUUGAAAAACGUCUUGGUCUUGACUUUAUCGCACACAUCAUCAGGGCCUCGUCAGCUGGAACUUGAGAUAAAGUUCUGGAAUAUACUUUAUUGCAGGGGGACAACAUAGCUGUUUAAUUCGUUGAGCAUCGACGUUCCAGUGAAAAGAUGUCGGGGCAGACUCUGACGGAUCGCAUCGCCGCGGCGCAGUACAGCUUAACAGGGUCGGAAGUGGCCAGAGCAUGCUGCAAAGCUACCACCCACGAGGUGAUGGCUCCGAAGAAGAAACACCUGGAAUAUCUGAUCCAGGCGACGCAGGAGUCCAACGUUAACAUCCCACAGAUGGCCGACACGCUCUUCGAGAGGGCCGGCAAUGCCAGCUGGGUUGUGGUCUUCAAGGCCCUAUCAACCACGCAUCACCUGAUGGUCCAUGGCAACGAGAGGUUCAUCCAGUUCCUGGCCUCCAGAAACACUCUUUUCAACCUCAGUAACUUCCUGGACAAGACCGGUUCGCAGGGGUACGACAUGUCAACCUUCAUCAGACGCUACAGCAGGUACCUGAAUGAGAAGGCCUUCGCCUACAGACAGAUGGCUUUCGACUUCGUCAGAGUGAAGAAAGGGGCUGAGGGUGUCAUGAGAACAAUGUCCCCAGACAAGCUGUUGAAAGGAAUGCCCACCUUGCAGAGUCAGAUCGACGCCCUGCUGGAGUUUGAUGUUCACCCGCAAGACCUGAAGAAUGGCGUCAUCAACGCAGCUUUCCUGUUGCUCUUCAAAGACCUGAUUAAGCUCUAUGCCUGCUACAACGACGGCAUCAUUAAUCUCUUAGAGAAGUUUUUCCAGAUGAAGAAGGGUCAGUGUAAGGAUGCCCUGGAGAUCUAUAAGAGAUUCUUGACACGGAUGACCAGAGUCUCAGAGUUCCUCAAAAUCGCAGAACAAGUAGGCAUUGACAAGAACGACAUACCCGAGCUAACACAGCUUCCGGAGAGCCUGCUGGAGUCUCUUGAAACUCACCUCAACACACUGGAGGGGAAGAAAGUAUCCCCCACCAAGAAGGUGUCUCCAACCAAUAACGGCUCGGCAGCGGGCACUCCGGUGAAGACGCUGGACACUCCGGUGGCUGCGUCGGGUGGAGCCAGCCCCACCACCGCCGGUCCUCCCGCCAGACCCGCGCCACCGGCCGCCGCCGCUGUCUCAGCGGCCGCCGCCGCCUCCGCUGCUGCUGCCUCCGCCUCCGCUGGUGGCUUGUCUAAUGACCUCGUGGACUUUGACCUGUUGGCUCCAGGAGGAAGUUCAGGACCUCCGACAUCCUCCUGGGGAGAUCUCUUGGGUGAGGACUCCCUGACUGCUCCUGCUGCCGCUAGCUCCGCUGAGCCUGCUACUGAUUCUGCCCCUGAUGCGGCUGCUCCGGCCAACGCUGCCGCCAACGGCCAAUCAGAAGGCGCCGCAGCCGCUGCUGCUCCCGCCUCUGCGGCAGUCGCCGCCCUGCCUGUACCCGCACCCACCACCUCCAUCUCCGACAUGGACCUGUUCGGAGACGCGUUUGCUCCCUCCCCCGGGGAAGGUCCGCCCACUGGGGGCGGCGCUCCAGUAGCUGCUGUUGAUGCAUGUGCCGGAUCUGACCCAUUCGCGCCAUCAGAAGGGAGUGCAGCCAUGGCCCCAGAGCUGGAUCUCUUUGCCAUGAAGCCAGUAGACAGCGGCGCCGCGUCGGCCACCAGCCCCACGGCGGGUGCGGAGCCCUUCUUGCCCUCCUCCAGUGCUGCUGAUGCUGAUGCCACUGCUGGUGCUGAUGCUGCUGCCACCUCCCCUGACGCUGUCAUCGUCACCGUCACCGCCGCUGCCACCUCCCCAGACACCGCUGCCCCCGCCCCCACCACCACCACCUCCACCACGGCCUCCGAAGCUGCCGCUACUGCUCCACCCGCCUCGGCUCCCACCCUAGAUCUUUUUGGUGGUCAAGAGGGGUCGUUCAACGAUUCAGACUCUGAAACUAAAUCUCCUACUGCAGAUAUGUUUGAUUCUAUGCCUGAGCAAACCUCCCCCUCAGCAUCCAAAGCAGACGCUACUCCUAGCAUAGGCUUAUUUGGUGCAGAUCUCCCAGCAGUUUCCCGUGGGCCCUCCCCACUCCCCCCUGAGGCUAAUGUGACUGGUGAUCUGCUGUCGGAUCUCUCCCCUGCGGCCCCUCCAGCAGCUUCAGUGGUUGGUGACCCCGCUGCAUCCUCUCCUCCCAAACCUGACACUGCGCCGGUCAUCGACCUCUUUGGGGACACACUUGCAGAUCUGCAGCCUAUCGCCCCCGCCGCUACAGGAGCUGACCUGCUAGGAGGCCUGAGUCCAUCGUUGGCCCCCGCUGAAGCACCUUCUCUGGCCCCCGCAUUGGCCCCGACCCCCUCCCUGACCCCAGCUCCAGCACCUACGAGUGCCCAGAAUGACCUGCUGGAGGCCACUGGGGACCUGCUAGCAUCCACAGAUGCUGCUCCCGCGCCAACAGCGCCCUCUGGAGGCUUUGAUCCCUCAGUGUUCGACGGAUUAGGGGAUCUGCUCAUGCCCACAAUCACGCCCCAGAGCACCGGAGGAACACCCAUGGCCCCUGCCACUCCGACGCCGUUAGCUCCCUUAGUGCCGCUGGUUCCAAUCGCACCACUAGCCGGAGUACCGCUAGUAGGGGCGCCGCUAGCAGGAGUAGCGCCGCUAGCAGGAGCCCCAUUAGUGCCUGCUGGAGCUCCGCUAGCCCCAGCCCCAGGUUCUGCUCCAGGCGCCCCAGCCACUGCAACCCCAGCUACCAAACCCAUCGGAGGAGACCUGGAAUCAUCCCUAGCAAACCUGGUUGGAAACUUGGGAGUUGGAGCCCAAAAGAAGGACCAGCAGUGGAGUGAGAAGAAGCUGACAGGCGGUGCUCACUGGACCCCCCAGGUCGCCCCGACCAGCUGGGGAGCCCCUGGGGCUCAGAUGCCUGGUGCCCCACCCACACCUCCAGCUGUAGGAGGCUUGCAGGGCUUUGUCAUGCCUGCAGUGGGGGCUCCUGGUGCUCCUAUGAUGGCCCCCAUGGGAGCUCCGAUGAUGGGACAGCCCAUGAUGAGACCUCCUUUCGCUGGAGCAGCCGCCGUUGCACCAGGGGCACCGCUGUCCCCUGGGCCUGCUGUCCAGAGCCCCAAGAAGCCAAAAGACCCCCUGGCUGACCUCAACCUCAAGGACUUCAUGUGAUCACCCAGAUUUUCUUCCUUUAGUCUGGAUUGGAGUGGAACACAUUUGCCUGGUCUUUACCGACAGCCCCCGGAACCCCCUCCACCCCCAAGAUGAAAGGAGCCCCCGACUGACCUUGCCACCCCCUUCCUCCCCCAACACACACACACACAUACACACACUCUCUCCUCAAUGCCCCUCAGCCUCUCCCCUGAUCUCUUAAAUGUGUAGCACAAAGUGUGAAGCUGUAGAAAGAUAGAAUAGAGAGAAUGAGAGAGAGAGAGAGACUAAGAGAGAGAGACUGAGAGAGAGAGACUGAGAGAGAGAGACAGAGAGAGAGAGACAGAGAGAGAGAGACAGAGAGAGAGAGACAGA